AUCUAAACACGUCAGAGUAGAACUAGGGCUGCACGAUUUGGGGAAAUAAUCCAAUUGUGAUUUUUCUGACAGAUAUUGCGAUUCGAUUUGCGAUAUUUGUUUUUAAGCGACCCAACGGAUGUUUAUUGUAAAAUGCGGCCAUAUCUUCCGUUGGGUUGUUUUUAAAGUUAAGCUUCAGUUUAAGAAUCACUCUGUAAUAGAUGUAGAACAUGUGAUGGAGCAUUACUAACCUGACUCUAGGAAAGCUCCAUUGGAAGCCAUUUGGAAAGGGCAGGCACUUUCAAAAAUACUUGGGAGGUGAUUGGAUCAAUCUGUCUAUCACCUUCCAUCAUGGGCCACUUCUGAUUGGUUAACAAUGGCUGGUACAUGUGGAGCACAGCACUUCUGAUUGGUGUGGAUGACUGACACACAAGAAGAAGAAAAAAUUGUUUUUAAAUAAAAAUAAAAGGUUUUAAAAGAAAUCGCAGUCUUUGUGAUUUGAUAAUCGCAUCAUUUCAAAUCGCGAUUUCGAUUUAAAAUCGAUUGCUCGUUCAGCCCUACACAGAAUACAAAUUAUCAAUAUGGAAAGGAACAUCGGACUCCUUUUUUCAACAAUUUUUAGAGUGCAAAAUUCCCAAGCUUGACUUGCCCUGGAAAUGUUCCAACUCUUUGCAGCCCCAGGUAGUUCAGAGUAAAGAGUCUAUACGUGCGUUUGUGAGCUACUUUAGUAAAAGAUCACGUCUGAGCUGCAUGCAGUAUAUCACUAUUGACAAAGUGGCUGUGUGUGUUCCCAGUGAGGCUGAACCGACUGCUGCUCCAGAUUCGACCCCCGAGGGAGAGGAGAGCGCACCUGCUGGCUCUGAGAACAAGGAGAACGAGGUCGAAGAGGUGAAGAACGAAGGCCCAAAAGAGAUGACCCUGGACGAGUGGAAGGCCAUGCAGGACAAGGAGCGCACCAAGGUGGAGUUCAACAUCCGGAAGCCCAACGAGGGGGCCGACAGCCAGUGGAAGAAAGGAUACGUGCUGCACAAGUCCAAGAGUGAAGACAGGCCUGUGGGGGCUUUGAUCGACGCCGCAGAGACAGAAGUGGAGCCCGCCCCUGUGUUCACCAAGCCGCAGGGCCCCCUCGACGAGUCCAGUGACCACCACUUCCGCAAGCCCGCCAACGACAUCACAUCCCAGCUGGAGAUCAACUUUGGAGACCUGGGCCGCCCCGGCCGCGGGCGUGGGGGGGCUCGUGGAGGCAGGGGAGGCCGUGGGGGAGGAGGUGGAGGAGGAGGAGGAGGUGGAGGUGGAGGUAGUGGAGGCGGGGGUAGUGGAAGUGGAGGCGGGGGUAGUGGAGGUGGAGCUGGAGGCGGUGGCGGUGGCGGCGGCAGGCCGGCACGCGGAGGAGGACGUCCUGAAAAGGCUGGCGGAGUGUCCGUCCCCAACGUGGACGACCCUGAGGCCUUCCCCGCUCUGGCCUGA
This is a messenger RNA of Notothenia coriiceps (black rockcod), 1446 nucleotides long. RefSeq names its product plasminogen activator inhibitor 1 RNA-binding protein. The transcript has 5 exons. Gene Ontology annotation, cellular component: cytoplasm; nucleus. The record is from RefSeq and is a predicted model, not a curated record. Gene Ontology annotation, molecular function: mRNA 3'-UTR binding. NCBI's taxonomy places the organism in Eukaryota, Metazoa, Chordata, Actinopteri, Perciformes, Nototheniidae. Bases 730 to 1446 code for a protein of 238 amino acids.